CGAGCGGCUUAUUAGUUCGUAAUGCAUUUUCUUCUUUCUUUGUUUUCACAACUGCCCUCUGCUUUCAAACAUAGAUACACUCAUUCUGCUUCUUCCUCUCUCCAUCAAACAUCAAACAUCAAACAUCAAACAUUUUGGGAUCAACAUUAGACUCUCAUGGCUUCAGGGUCUGGAAAGGACGGUCCUGGCGUCCCAAGGAAGCCUAAAUUUAAACCAAGAGCCCCACCUCGUCGAGUGAUAAAGCAAGAAGUUAAAGCUGAAGUGGUUGAUGAUGCUGAUGCAGAACAGGCUGCUAAGGAGAAUCUGCUGAAGCGUUUCAAUGAGAGGGAGAGUGCCAUGAAGGCAAAGUACAAGGUUGAGAAAAAAGUGUUAGCUUCACAAAUUGCUUUUGGUUAUGGUGGUGAAUCAACUUCUAUGAAAUCAUACGGUAUUCCCAGGGGUGGGAGCAGUAUCAACAUCAAUCUGAGUUCAGCAUCUAGUGGGGGAAAAGAGAAAGAAUACCAAGAACCAUGGGACUAUUACAGUAAUUAUCCAGUAACUCUUCCCUUGAGGAGGCCUUAUUCCGGAAACCCAGCUCUCCUUGAUGACGAAGAAUUUGCGGAGGCUGCACAGUCCAGAACUUAUGAAGAAAACGCAUCAAAUUCAACAAUGGAUCUUGGCCUUUUGGAGGAAAACCCAGAGGCAAGUAUGUUCUUGAUUAAUUUGCCUACAAAAUUGCCUAUGAUUAAACAAUCAGCUACUGCUGGAGACAAAGAUGUUAAUGAGAAAUCUAUACCUCAUGGGGGUUCAAAAAACGUGGAGGAGCUCUGUGAGCUGAACGAGUUAUCAUCUGGCUUCAUGGGUAAAAUGCUUGUAUACAAAAGUGGUGCAAUCAAGCUUAAGCUUGGCAAUACCCUUUAUGAUGUUUCCUCGGGUAUGAAUUGUGCAUGUGCCCAAGAUUUGGUUGCUGUCAAUACUGCUCAAAAACAUUGUUGCACGAUUGGGGAGAUCAGCAAGCACGUUACUAUAACCCCGGAUGUAGACGCCAUAAUUGACAAUUUGUCUGAUUUGUGAUACAAUUCAAAGCAUUUUGUUUUCGGAUAGUUUACAUACAUUAUAUUUACGAAAUUUGUUAAAAUUUUGUCUUAUUAAACAUUGAAAAAAGUGAAGAAAUAAAAAAAAUAAGUAUGAAGUUUUUUA
Messenger RNA from Glycine soja, 1179 nucleotides. RefSeq lists its product as uncharacterized. The transcript has 11 exons. Gene Ontology annotation, molecular function: DNA binding. The record is from RefSeq and is a predicted model, not a curated record. NCBI's taxonomy places the organism in Eukaryota, Viridiplantae, Streptophyta, Magnoliopsida, Fabales, Fabaceae. Gene Ontology annotation, biological process: transcription by RNA polymerase III. Gene Ontology annotation, cellular component: RNA polymerase III complex. Bases 157 to 1053 code for a protein of 298 amino acids.